GUUGGCCAGUGGCUUCCGACCGGGUUUGGGGGAAGGGAGCCAGAUUCGUUCAGGAAUUGGGCGUGGCUCCGGUUGCUAUGGCAGCGGGGACGCUCGUCCAGGCCUGAGUCCCGCUUAGAGGCCGAAGCUCCUCCCGACCUUUGCAUGGCACCCAAGAAAGAGAAAGGCGGGACAGCGAACGCCACGAUCAAGGCUUGGGAACCCUCGCUCAUCGCUGCGCACUUCAACCAGAGCGACUGGAAGGGCUCGAUCGCUUUUGUAGUUGGAAACCGAGUCGAGGAUGAUCUACUCAUUGGUGCCCUCGCCCAGGCGGUGCAGAUGCCGCAGCGCAAGCUCUUCAGUAUGGUUUCCUGGCAAGACAUUCUCCAGCAGAUCAAUGAAACAAAUGCACUUCUUGGAGCUACAUCUAAAAGGGCAAAGAAACCUACAGGAGUUAAUCCUCCUUUGUAUUACGAGGUGUUAAUAGCAGCGAAAACCAUCAUGGACGCCGGCGAGAAACUAACCUUGCCGCUGAUAGGGAAACUCCUCAAAUUCCAGCUUCUGCAGAUUAAAUUGAAGGACCAGCAGCGACGGGAAAAUGAAAAGAAGGUGAUAGAAGAUAGAUUUAAGAUAGAAAAGGACAAAGGCAAAGCAAAGUCUCCCAAGGAGAAGAAGACACCAAAUGCCAAGGCUGCCAAAGGGAAGGGGAAGGACCAGCCGGAGGCCAACACCACGGUGAAAAAGACCACACAAUUAAAGCGGCGGGGAGAGGAAGACGGUGCCAAGUAUUACAUCGAUGAUGAACCAGAUGAUGGUGCCCAACAUUACAUUAUCGUCGUGGGCUUCAACAACCCUCAGCUAUUAGCGAUUAUGACUGAGCUUGGCAUCCCCAUCAGCAGCGUGAUUAAAAUCUCUUCGGAGAACUAUGAACCACUGCAGACACACCUGGCAGCGCUUAGCCAGCAGCAGGAAGUUCUUCUUCAGCCAGAAGAUAUAGAAGCUGAAAAAUUGAAGAAGCAGAAAGCCACAAAGGAGCUUGAAGUUUUCUGGAAGUACUUGGAACCGAUCCUGAAUAAUGAAAAACCUGAAACGAAUCUCUUCAACGUGGCUCGGCUCGAGUACACAGUCAAGGCGGAUGACUUUCCUUCCCACUGGUCGGACAGCGAGAUGAUGCUGGAAUUGGGCACCAAUAUUUUUGAGAACAUCGCCUGUUUGAUGUAUGACACUCUGGACUGGAAAAGGCAGCACCAGCACUAUUUGGAAAACAUGCAGCUUAUUAACGUCCCGCAAGUGGUCCAUGAGAAACCUGUUCUAGAAGCCGUACCGCCUUCGGAGGCCCCACAGCCUGUCCCCACAACGCCUGGAAAGAAGAAACCGCCUUCCGAGGAGCCGCAGGCCCCGCCAGCAGCGGCGCUGCUCGCAGUGGACGUGGACAUGAGGUGUUACAAUGACCUGCUGAGCCUGGUCCCCGAGGAGCUGGUCUCCGUGGCGCUGAUCCUGCACUGCAUGGUGGAGCAGGUGGUGGCGACGGAGGAAGAUCUUGUCCCACCCAUUCUAAUGGACCCUCCUCCCAGAGCAGACGGGCUGGACCACAGGAUUGCAGCUCACAUUGUCUCCAUCCUGCCCUCUCUCUGCCUCACGGAGAAGGAGAAAAAGAGCCUGCACGAAAUGUUCUCCUCUGAAGAAGAAUUGGAGAGCAAAGCGGUGCCCAAGGGCCCUCUCCUGCUCAACUACCACGAUGCCCGUGCCCAGAAGAAGUAUGUGCUAAAGGACCAGAAGAAUUUCGACCCAGUGCAGAUUGAGGAGGACAUGCACGCCAGGUUGCCGCUGUGGAAGUUCCUGGAGUUCCCGCUGCCCCCGCCCUGGAACAGCACUAAGCGUCUGGCCAUGAUCCACGAGCUCAUGCACUUCUGUACAAACGAAAACUUGAGCUGGAAUGAAGUAGAACGAGCCUUCAAAGUGUUUACUUUUGAGAGCCUGAAACUCUCUGAGGUUGACGAAGAGGGAAAGCUAAAACCAUCCAGGAUGAUGUACGGGACCGACGCGGACACGUUCAACAUACCCUGGGACAACCCCGCCAGGUUUGCUAAGCAGAUCAGGCAGAAAAUUCUCAUGAAAAUGAAUGCCCAAGAGAACAAACUGCAGAAAGAUGUUAAACCCAAAGACAAGACACUAUUUAUGCAUCCGAAAUUGUUAAUGCCUGAACAAGAGGAUGAGAUUAAUAAAGAAACUCCAGGUUCUAGACAGGCUGAUGCUAACAAUGUGAAUCCUUUUUCUGACGUGAAUAAUAAGGAAUCCUCAAACCCUCAUGAUGGAGAACAGUCCGAUCAGAAGAGGAGCUUGGACAACCUGCUCCAUCCUGAGCCUUUGGAGCGGACCACAAGCAGCGAGAUCAAAGAUGAAGCAGUCACAAAGGGCUAUCCUUUUGAAAAGAAACCCAGGAAGAUGACUGUGGAGGCAGAGUUAGAGGACAUAAAGAAAACGCAGCAACGCAGCCUCACGGACUGGAGUUUUACUGAGCAUUUUAAACCCAAAGUUCUGCUGCAGGUUCUUCAAGCUGCCAAUGAGCAAUACAAGUGUGUUGAUUCCUAUUACCAUACCCAAGACAACUCUUUACUGCUGGUCUUUCAUAACCCAAUGAAUAUGCACCGCCUGCAUUGGGAAUACUGGAAUACUGCUCUCCACUCCAACGUUGGAUUCCGGAAUUAUUUGGAACUUGUCGCAAAUUCCAUUCAAGAUUGGAUCGUGAAAGAAGAAGCAAUCUAUCAGGAAUCUAGAAUGGCUGAAGAAAUCAAUAGGACCAAGGCUGAGCAGGAGUUGAAAUCCACUGCCAAUGUGAAAAUCUCUUCUCCUAGUAAAAAUGUUUCUUCUAAAAAAUCUAAAAAUGUAGGUGCCAGAGGAGUCUCCAAAGCAGAUAUACCAGAUCAAGAAAAAGACAAAGACAAAGAAAAAGACAAGAUUCCUUUCAUUUUGGAAGGUUCUCUCAAGGCAUGGAAAGAAGAACAAGAUCAGUUGGCAGAAGAGGAACGCCUAAGAGAAGAAAGAAAAGCAGAAAAGAAGAGUAAGGAAGCUGGAAAAAGGAGAGGCAAGGAAAAAGUCGAAAAAGAAGACAGCAAGUUUUCCAAAAAAAACUUUAGUCUCAGGGACAAAAUAAAAGAAGAUCAAAUAAAUGCCUCAGAAGUAGCAGCGGCGCCCCACCAGGAACCAGAGCCCGAGAAAGUGUACCCGUUCCGCGGAUACAACAUGGGCGACGUGCCCGUCCAGAUCGCAGGGGAGAGUUGCUACCUGUAUCCUUCGGAUGGAGGGAGGAUUGAGGUCGAAAAGACAACAUUUGAAAAAGGCCCAACUUUUAUCAAAGUGAAAGUGAAUAAGGACAAACACAACUUCCUAAUUCAUUUAAAAGACCCUAAGAAAAUUGUGAAAAGGGAAGAAAAGGAAGAGGAUUAUUCUUCAGAAGAAGAGAGAGAGGAAAAAGAUGAGGAACAAACUCCUGAAACAGAACAAUCAGAUGCAAAGAAUAAAGCUGUCAGCAAGUUUGGAUCUUUCUCUGCCACCUUAGAAAAUGGAAUCUGCCUCGCUAUCAGUUACUAUGGGUCAAGUGGACUGGCGCCAGAGGAUAAAGAUCCUUAUUUGGAAACAAUGUUGAAUAUCCCAUCAGUCCAUAUUCCAACGGUGAUUCCUGUGGUAGUGACUGUUCCUCAAGGCAAGGGAAAAGUGAAAGGAAAAGGUAAAGAAAAACCCAAGGAAUCUAUUAAAGAAGAAGAACAGCCAACAGAAGAAGAGAAAAAGGAAGAAGUGGAACCAGAACCUGUUACAGAAGACACCACUUACGUCCCCACCUUCCAAAACUUAAAUGUGUCUUGCCCAAAUGGGCUCCUUGUGACUUUCAUUGGGCAAGGGUCUUCAGAUCAGGAAGUGGUGGAUGAGAAACCCACUUGGAACAUCAUGGUGCGACAGAGCUACCCCCAGAAGGUGAAACACUAUGAGUCCUACAAGAUGGUGAUGCCGCCCGUGGAGCAGGAGGCGUCCAGGGUCAUCACCAGCCAAGGCACUGUGGUCAAAUACAUGUUGGACGGAUCCACACAGAUCCUUUUUGCAGAUGGGGCAGUGAGCAGUAGCCCAGAUUCAGGACCCGUUUUACCCCCCACUGAGAUGCCAGCGAGUCCUCACAGCGGGGACUUGAUGGACACGGCCUCCCAGCAAAAGUCAGAAACGGCGCCGUCUGAGACGGUCAUCACGAAGAAAGGAAGAAGCCACAAAAAUCAAUCAUUAAUGGCACAUAAGAGUGAUAUCCAGGAACCGCCACCAGAAAUAUCUCAAAAUAUAACUCCCGUGGAAGCUCACGUAGGCACCUGGUUUACAACCACACCUGUCGGAGAUCGGAUUGGCACCAGAGGAUUAGAAAGGAUAGCAGAUUUGACUCCGUUUUUAUCCUUCCAGUCCACAGAUCCUGUCCAUGGAACGGUCAUGACCACCCGCGAGGACAAAGUGAUCAUUGUGGAAAAGAAAGAUGGGUCUAGGAUCGUGGACCAUGCAGACGGCACCAGAAUCACCACCUUCUAUCAAGUGUUCGAGGAUCAGAUUGUCCCCCCGGGUGAUCCAGAAACGACCGAGGGCCCCCAGGCUGUGCCCAGGCAGGUGAAGUGCAUGCAGAUCGAGAGCGCGCACUAUGCCACUGUCAUCACCAACUGCGAGGACAGCAGCUGCUGCGCCACCUUUGGGGACGGGACCUCUGUUAUAGCCAAGCCACAGGGAACCUACCAGGUGUUGCCUCCGAACACAGGCUGUCUUCAUAUUGAUAGGGAUUGCUCGGCCACGUACUGCCACGAGCCAAGCAGUGACCUGUACCACCCUUUCCAGAAACGUGAGCAGCUGAGAGCGAGCAGGUACAUCAUGAAGCACACAGCUGAGGUCAUCUGCGAGGUCCAGGAUCCCGAGGGAAACACUUUCCAGGUCAUGGCUGAUGGGAGUGUGUCCACGAUGUUACCGGAAAAUAAUUUGGACGAUGAUUUAAAUGCAAAAACUGAGGACUGUGAGAGCUUAUCAACUGUUCAUAAGAAUCAGCAGCAAUUCUCUGAUGAACACGUCCCCAGAUUUUUUGUUAUCUAUACGGAUGGGUCAGGAGUGGAACUCCUGCGAGACAGUGACACAGAAGAAUUUCUGUCCUUGGCAUAUGGAGAGUCGACUGCUGUGGUUCUCCAAGAGCCCGUCCAGGAACAGCCAGGUGUCCUGAGCAUCACUGUCCUUCGCCCUUUUCAUGAAGCAUCUCCUUGGCUAAUGAAGAAAGAAUUAGACACGAUUGUCCCUCCCAAUCUCCGGUCAAGGUCAUGGGACACAUUUCCCCCCACUGAGAAAAAAAUUCCAGGACCUCCAUUUGGCACUCAGAUUUGGAAGGGCCUUAAUAUUGGAUCCAAACAACUAGUGAGUGCCCCAGCCCCUAUACUUAAGAGCCCCAAAGUGCUGCAGAUACGCCAGUUCAUCCAGCAUGAGAUCAUAAAGAAAGAAAUGAAACGAAGACUGCAGAUUUCCCUUAAGGACUAUAUAAACCAUAUCCUAAAGAAAGAAGAUGAGCUACAGGAAAUGACAGUUAAGGAUUCCAGAACUGAGGAAGAGAGAGGCAACGCUGCCGAUCUCCUCAAGCUAGUCAUGUCUUUCCCUAAAAUGGAAGAAACUGCAAAAAGUCAUGUCACUGAAGUUGCAGCUCACCUAACAGAUUUAUUCAAACAAUCUUUGGCUGCUAUACCAGAAUGUCCUCCAGAAACAUUUGAUAAAGAUUUCUUGGAAAAGAAAUGGAGGCGCCUAGAAACAUCAAAGAAUUGGAAAGAAAAGAUAGCUCAAAGGAGGAAGGACAUUGAAAAAACAGAAAAUUAUCUAAUGGAAAUUAGGAACAAACUAAUAUCACCUUACUUUAGUUCUGAAUUUUGCAAGACAUUUCAGUCUCAGUUUAAUUAUCUGGAAACUCUUUCCAAGAACUUGCCUCCUUUUACAAAGAAAGAUGAAGAUGAAAACAAAACAGCGGUUCAAAGUGAAUCUGAUCUUCGUCUAGAUUCCCAGCCCGAUAUAACUUCAAAACAGGAAGCCUCAGACACACCAAAUCUUCCAGAAGAUGCUAGCAAGGUUAUCAGCAAGGCCACCAGCCAGGACCACACUGAAGACUCUACCAAGCCUAGGAGAGAACCAGAACCUUUUGAGCCGCUGAAAAUCCCAACCCAGUCGUUGCUGCAGGAUGUUACAGGACAAGCAAGGAAAGAGAAAGUGAAAUUACCUCACUAUUUGCUGAGUUCCAAACCCAGGUCUCGACCUCUGGCAAAGGUGCACAAUCCAGUUGGAGGCAGAGUGAAAACAUCGUCUGUUGAAGCUGCCACCAUGAAUAAACCAGACUCAUCCCCUUUCGGAUUCCACCUGCUCCCCUCAUCAGUGAAGUUUGGGAUGCUCGAAGAAGGACAAACCUAUACGGCCACUGUGAAGCUCAAGAAUGUUGGGGUGGACUUCUGCAGGUUUAAGGUGAAGCAGCCCCCACCCAGCACGGGACUGAAAGUGACUUACAAACCUGGGCCGGUGGCAUCUGGUUUGCAGGCGGAGCUGAAAGUGGAGUUAUUUGCCAUGGCGUUGGGAGAGGAUGGCGCCAAGGGAUCAGUGCAGAUCUCCCACAAUAUUGAGAUUAUGACUGAGCAUGAUGUCCAUUUCUUACCUGUGGAAGCAACAGUUUUAACAAGCAGGAAUUAUGCUAAAAGACUGAAAGAAUUUCCUCAGGAAACAGAAAAUCCCAUGAUCCAGAGGACUUCCUCUAUAUUGGGGGCCUUCGUGUCUCGUAAGGUUUCGCACUAGCUCCAUUUCUGCUCGGUAUAGCUCAAUCGCUUCCAUGAUCCUCUCAGCCUACACAGAGGAUGACAAAGGACAGAAAUCAUCCAACCAUCCCACCAUCCCAGAACACUGCACCUGGAGGGCCUGACUAGAGUUAACAAAUGAAAUGGCCUGAAUCAGUUUAAUAAAGAUGGGCCGCUGAAGUGCCAAACAGCAUUUCAAGGAAGCUUUGGUUUU
Talpa occidentalis (Iberian mole) is the source of this 7020-nucleotide messenger RNA. RefSeq names its product sperm associated antigen 17 (gene SPAG17). The coding region runs from base 145 to 6807 and encodes 2220 amino acids. NCBI's taxonomy places the organism in Eukaryota, Metazoa, Chordata, Mammalia, Eulipotyphla, Talpidae. Gene Ontology annotation, biological process: axonemal central apparatus assembly; epithelial cilium movement involved in extracellular fluid movement. The record is from RefSeq and is a predicted model, not a curated record. The transcript is spliced from 49 exons. Gene Ontology annotation, cellular component: axonemal central apparatus.